GCGUCACGUGAGCGCCGCGAGGUCACGUGCUUUGCGGGCGGGCGGCGCCGGGAUAAGAUGGCGGGGUGCGGCGGAUCGCUGUGCUGCUGCUGCCCGCAGUGCUGCGGAGAGCGGGAAAGCCGCACCCCUGAGGAGCUGACAAUCCUGGGAGAAACUCAUGAAGAGGAAGAUGAGAUCCUUCCACGCAAAGACUAUGAGAGCUUGGAUUACGAUCGCUGUAUCAAUGACCCAUACUUGGAAGUUUUGGAGAGCAUGGACAACAAGAAAGCCCGAAACUAUGAAGCAGUGAAAUGGGUGAUGGUUUUUGCCAUUGGAGUCUGCACGGGACUGGUGGGCCUCUUUGUGGAUUUCUUUGUACGGCUCUUCACCCAGCUCAAGUUCCGGGUUGUACAAAGCUCGGUGGAAGAAUGCACUGAGAAAGGCUGUCUUGCCUUGUCUUUACUGGAGCUGCUGGGAUUCAACUUGACCUUUGUUUUUCUUGCAAGUCUUCUAGUCCUUAUCCAGCCUGUGGCAGCUGGAUCAGGAAUCCCUGAAAUUAAGUGCUACCUCAAUGGGGUAAAAGUUCCAGGGGUUGUGCGGCUCUGGACGGUGGUGUGCAAAGCUGUGGGAGUGCUCUUCAGUGUAGCAGGAGGUCUUUUUGUUGGGAAGGAAGGUCCAAUGAUCCACAGUGGUGCUGUCGUGGGUGCUGGUUUGCCCCAGUUCCAGAGCAUCUCACUGAGGAAGAUCCAGUUUAACUUCCCGUAUUUCCGCAGUGACAGGGAUAAAAGGGACUUUGUAUCUGCUGGAGCAGCUGCAGGGGUUGCAGCUGCCUUCGGAGCCCCAAUUGGGGGUACUCUUUUCAGCCUGGAAGAAGGUUCCUCCUUCUGGAACCAAGGGCUUACAUGGAAAGUGCUUUUCUGUUCCAUGGCUGCCACCUUCACCCUGAAUUUCUUCCGCUCUGGGAUUCAGUUUGGGAGUUGGGGGUCUUUUCAGCUCCCUGGUCUGCUGAACUUUGGAGAGUUUAAGUGUUCUGAGUCUGAUAAAAAGUGCCACCUCUGGACAGCUGUGGACUUGGGCUUCUUCAUUCUGAUGGGGAUUGUAGGAGGCCUUCUUGGAGCCACUUUCAACUGUCUAAACAAGAGGCUCGCAAAGUACCGCAUGCGGAACGUGCAUCCCAAACCAAAGCUUGUCAGAGUCUUGGAGAGCCUGCUUGUGUCGCUGACUACAACCGUCGUCGUCUUUGUGGCCUCCAUGGUCCUGGGGGAAUGUCGGCAGAUGUCUUCCACCAGUCGCCCUGGCAAUGACACUUUGAGUACACAGGGUAUGUCAGAAGAUGUGAAUUCAAGCAUCAAAACAUUCUUCUGCCCAAACGAAACCUAUAAUGACAUGGCCACUCUCUUCUUCAACCCUCAGGAGUCAGCUAUCCUCCAGCUCUUCCAUCAAGAUGGUACUUUCAGCCCAGUCACACUCUCCUUGUUCUUCCUUCUCUAUUUCUUACUCUCCUGCUGGACAUACGGGAUCUCUGUGCCCAGUGGUCUUUUUGUGCCAUCACUGCUUUGUGGGGCUGCCUUCGGACGCCUGGUCGCCAACCUCCUCAAAAGCUAUAUCGGCUUGGAUCACAUCUACUCAGGAACCUUCGCACUGAUUGGGGCAGCAGCGUUCCUGGGAGGGGUGGUCCGGAUGACAAUUAGCCUGACUGUAAUCUUAAUUGAAUCCACCAAUGAAAUCACCUAUGGGCUCCCAAUAAUGAUCACCCUCAUGGUAGCCAAAUGGACAGGAGACUUUUUCAACAAAGGAAUCUAUGACAUCCAUGUGAACUUGAGAGGAGUGCCUCUUCUGGAGUGGGAAACAGAGGUGGAAAUGGAUAAACUACGAGCCAGUGACAUCAUGGAACCCAACCUGACCUAUGUCUACCCCCACACCCGGAUCCAGUCCCUCGUUAGCAUCCUGCGCACAACUGUUCAUCAUGCCUUCCCUGUUGUGACUGAGAACCGGGGCAACGAGAGGGAGUUCAUGAAGGGAAAUCAGCUGAUCAGCAACAACAUCAAAUUCAAGAAAUCCAGCAUUCUCACCCGAGCUGGAGAGCAGCGCAAACGGAGUCAGUCCAUGAAAUCCUAUCCUUCGAGUGAGCUGCGCAACAUGUGCGAUGAGCACAUAACGACAGAGGAGCCACCAGAGAAGGAGGAUUUGCUGCAGCAAAUGCUGGAGAGAAGAUACACUCCUUACCCCAACCUGUAUCCUGACCAGUCUCCCAGCGAGGAGUGGACCAUGGAGGAACGUUUCAGACCUUUGACCUUCCAUGGCUUGAUCUUGCGCUCGCAGCUGGUCACCCUCCUUGUCAGGGGUGUUUGUUACUCCGAGAGCCAGUCAAGUGCAAGUCAGCCUCGUCUGUCUCAUGCAGAAAUGUCAGAGGAUUAUCCCCGCUAUCCAGAUAUCCAUGACCUGGACCUCACAUUGCUGAACCCUCGCAUGAUAGUGGAUGUCACCCCCUACAUGAACCCAUCACCCUUUGCUGUUUCUCCAAACACUCAUGUAUCUCAAGUCUUUAACUUGUUUAGGACAAUGGGGCUCAGACAUUUACCAGUUGUGAACGCAGUUGGAGAGAUUGUUGGGAUAAUCACUCGGCACAACCUGACCCACGAAUUCCUGCAGGCGAGGCUGAGACAACACUAUCAGACCAUUUGAUGCCCCUGCCCAUCCUGCCCCACUGCUGGUGUGGCUGCCUCCCUCUUCCAAGCCCGCACACGCGCUUGCAUUCUGCUUGGAUCCCACAAGGCCCAGGACUGGCCAUUUGGCUUCUCACACGCAUAUCAAGCCUGGGGAGCUGGGAAACAUCUUGCUAGCCAGAGAAUUAGAGGAACUGCUUGAGCCCAGAGCUACUGACUAGUCUCAGGCACUUGGUUUGACCACUCUUCAUCCAGGUUUUUUAUGUUCCUGUGCCCUAGCCUUUCAUCAGGUGUUGUCCCAGCAGUAUACGUUCUGCUGUUUAGGUUUGGUUUAUUUUUGAGGCUUGGAUGAAAGAACCAUCUAGCACCACCGUACCCUGUGCAGAGAACUGCAGUAUCUUUUCCCUGUCCUCCUGUGCAUCUCCCUUCUCCUCUUCCUCUCUUGUUCCUGCAACUUUUGCCUUACCUGUGUAAGAGGGGAAUAGCUGUUAAGGCUGAGAGGAGAUAAUGAAGUUAUCAAAUUGCUGCUUUGGAAGAUGGCUUUUCUGAAAAGCAGCAUAAACAGCCAACUCUCUGGAAAUGCACAUCACUUUGUGGGUGCUCUCAAUUUCUCAUAUUUUUUCCACCCUUGCCUCCUUUUUUUUUUUUUUUUUCCCCCCUAAUUUUUCUACUCUUCCCAUGGGAGAGUGUCCUUUCUGUAACGUCUUUUGACAACAGCUGACUUUUGAGAAUAUUUUGGAAAAUCAUGAGUUCAAAACAGUUUAAUUCUAGUUACUGCCUGGACUAUAAAUAUUUAAUACACUUACAGAGCAUCUCAGAGAAGGGAGAUUUCUUUUUCCCUCUUAGCUGUUGCUACCAUUAUCUCCCUGCAAGAGAUGCUCCUAAGGUACGUUGUGGCACUCAACUUUGUCACCACUUGACACUCCUGCAUUUAUAGGUACUGUGUUCUUGUAGUGACCCAGCAGGGAGAGCCAGGGACACCUUUCCAAUACAGCUACAGACCAGCUAUAACUCUGUAGUGAGAGGAGCUGGUGUAACUUGAGGCUGCCAUGCAGGAGGGAUACUUGGUGCUGGUGACUGGCAGUUAGGGCUGCACAGCAGGUUGGUAAGUGAGGCUGUCUGGCUCUGAAAACGAUUGGAAUGACAUUUGUAACUGCAACAGCCAAAUGUCUGUAAGGGUGAAAACAGCAUUUAAAAGCCAGUUGCAGCCAGUUCACUGCUUUAGCAGGUACCAUCCUGGCCAGCACCUGUAUUGUUCCAGCAGGCACCUGCCUUUUUGAGUUUUGCAUGCAGAUAACUGUGGGUGGGAAGCCAACAUUGUGCCUCCAGGGGUUGCAGUGUUGAUUAUCUUGAUAAAGCACAGAGCAUUCUCUCAGCCAAGAGACUGGGCUAAGUAAUGUGUCCCAGGAAAGCUUCUGCACAGUCUCUGAGCACUCCUUUUAACCUGUUGUCUGCCAUAAGGACCUAGUGAGGUGAGAGAUGCAGCAGAAAGAAAUUGGCCGUUAUUUUAUGUUCUGAAAUAAGGAAUUCAUGUAUGUUGAAGCUUUACCUGACCGAGCCUGAAGAAAUGGUGACCUUUCCUUACAUGUGUAAACACUACAUCUGUUAGAGCAGCCUCUUGACUUUGUGGAGGCUAACUGUUGCAGCACAGUGCUCUGCAAGCUGCUGCAGCCAGGGCCAGGAGGUUUUGAGUUCAGGGCACCAGCUGUAGUCUUCAGAUGGUUCUUCAAGUCACAGGAGCUCCUUAGGUGAUGGUGUUGUCUUUGCAGUCUGGGUAUCUGAGGCACAGAUACAUUCUCUGGCUGUGCUUGCAAGAAAGAUGGUCAAGUCGUGGGAUGCACUUGAUUUUUGUCCUGCAGAUGAGAGAUGGGUUGUGAAACAAAGUGUUGAGACAGAAUUGGCCCUUGUCUUAUGGAGCACAGCACAGCUCUGCUGGAAAGAUUUUUAUCAAAGCUGUUCAUAAGCACUUAAAUUUUUUUUAACUUUUAUUUUUUAAUUCCCAGGACCAUUUAUUAGCCAUGGCUGCUUUCCAGGGUUGAUCAAAAAGGCACCUACACUAAAGAGCAGAAACUGAUCUGUUCUUUUCUCUUUCUUAACUGUGGAGCUUGUAGCGACAGCUCUUGCUCCUCCACUGAAAGCAGUUCUGCUGGCUUCUGAAUGCGUUGGGUCCAUUUCAGGUAAGGCAAGCAAGCUCUUAAACUUACUAGACUGAAGAAAGGUGUUUUCCUGCAGGCAGUACCCAUCUUGUGCCUUCAAUAUCAACUCCUUAGCUGGGGCAGAUGUAGCAUUGUUCUUAGACCAUGCAAGCUGGUAUUGGCUUCUGCUGUUGACUUCCAAGUUGUUUCGCUGUGUGUGGAAUAAGGUGGUUUUCUCUGGAUGAACUGCAGUUGCUUUUUAAAACUUGUUUUUUCCCUGAAAACUGGUCUUGCACUAAGCUACCCUGAGAAACUUCCAGCACACCUUUGCACUCCCUGAAGCUGAAUUAUUUAAAAUAUGCUUCUGCUAACUUUCCUUUCAUUCAAAGGAUUUGUGCUCAAGCUGUUACAGUCCCAUACUGUCAGAGAAGCUCUCAAGGAGUGCUCUGUGUGUCUCCAUGGCAAAUCCUUUUCUUCUUGCUCAUGUUGAGUGAUUGUGUGGAAGGUUUUCUUUCAUUCCCUGCUUUAUUUCUCUACACAAGUUGCAGCAGAUGAUGUAGCUGCAGAAUUUCCUCCCCUCAACGCCUGGAGUUUGUCUUGCUUAAAUCACCAGGCGAAAAAUCUUGCCAAAGUUUGUUUGAGGACCAGCUGCAUCCUCAUGAGAAAGUUCAGUCAGCUGUCAGCACUGUCUGCCCUGCCUGCACAUCUCUCUGAUUCAAACCUUCCUGCUGCAAAGCGCGCCCAUUUCACCCGGUCAGUACAGAAAUCUUAACUAAUGAUAGCAGGUGACUCCCAGCUUUUUUUUUUGAGGGGAAAUCUGAGUGUGCACUCACUGGUUACAUGACUUGCAGAAGGAGAAUUGCAAGUUAUGUGAUGAUUGGAGAUGCAGAAUUUCAUCUCUGCCUAAAUAAACCACUCGUGUUGUCACACUUUGCUGCUCACUGCAUUCCUUUCUAACAAGACCCUCACUGCUUUUCUUCUGGUUAGUUGGUGGUUUACCAAGGCAUUUACUUUUAGCAUAGGUGCCUAUAACCUGUUACUCAAAACAACACUAAAGGAUUAGGAACCAAGAACUGGAUUAGUAUUUAUGGCAGAAGUUUGGGGUAAUGUGGGGCGCCUGCCUCAUGGUUUCCUGUGCAGUGUUAAUUAACUGUGAGCCAUUCCAGUGGUAGCAACUUACCUUUCCAUUUGUUUCUUUUUGCACUGUUUUUGUUAUGAAAUGAUGUAAGCUAAUUCCACGGUGUAUAUAAAUUGUAUUAUUAUUUUUUAAAUUUGUAUGAACUCAUUUUUAUUUGAACGAUGGCACUUGGGAAGUGUUUGUGUAACCAUAUGUCGUGAACCCAUGACUCCAUAACAUGUCUAAGAGUAAAAUGUUCGUGUGUCUCCUUCAGCACUUCAAGGCCUUUUGAUGUUUCUAGUGUUGUCUUAUUUUUGCUCUUUGUUGUAAUAAAACUGAUAGAACUUGGAAAUACCCACGAUCAUGAUUGGAGGUAGUGGAGUAGUUGCUGUCUAUGAGCUAUCUGGAUCUAAGUUUAUGCAGAAGAUGCCCUGAGGCUAGACAGAAAUGGAAAUUCUUACAAACCUUUACAUUGCAACCACUCUAGCUCUUUAUUCUCUCAGAAAAGGUGUUUAAGAGGCAGAAAUGAACAGAUAUUUGAUAAGGAGCUGCAUUAUGCAUGCUGUGCUAGAAGUGACUGCUGCUUUUCUCACUGGGGAACUCAUGCUUUCCACUCUCCUCCACAUAACCCGUGUUUAGAGUGCAAUAUUGCACCUCUUGUUUUACAGAUAUCUCCGAAUGAAUCUUAAUUUCAUGUUUAGCUCCUGUUUUUGAGCAUACAGCCAAGAAGUUGUGGCAAAUUUUGAUCUUUCAUCACUUGCUUAUAGUCUAAAAACGUAAGUACAGUCCUUCAGCACAGUGUAAGUACUUGACCUAAAAGCUCACUGCCUUUCCAUGCUUGAUUUUCUUCCUCGUGCUGCUGUGGUGUGCAGGAUGCACGUAGCAGCUCUUACACGAGGUCAGCCAUGAUAGGCAUGGCCUGAAAUGGGUGAAAGCUUCUGUUGGGAGGGGAUAGCAGAUCCUGCUGCGGGCUCUAAAUAAGUGAUGUGAUCCUCUUAAGGUGCCUUCCUAGGAAGGAAUCACGAAGAGAGUCAACAAAAUAGUAAGGGAGGAAAAUGCCUCAACCCUUGGUCAUAAUGCAGUAACACAGAAGGAAAUGAGAGACAUUAAUUGUCUUCUUAAAACCCAUGCACAUCAAUACUGCCUUAGUAUAGCAGUAAAUAAAGGAGGUAACAGGCUGCCACUCAUCUGUCUACUUUCUCUCCCAGAGCACACACACAAAGAAGAGACUUCUGGUCAUGUUUUCAGGAGCAGCUUGUCAGUUUGGUGUGAUAUCAACCUUCUUGAAGAAAAUGCAAGCAGUGAUGUAUCUUGCUUGAAGAACAGCACCUGUUAUUUGUUUUAUCAGGGGUGAUAGAGGUGGUUAUGAGAAAAGCUGUGCAAUAAGUUCAUGCUUAAAGCAAGCUGCUUCAUAUUUAGCUUUAAGUCCCUUUUUACCAAGAUUUAUAGGCUCAUCAAUUAAACCAUGUGUUACAGUCCCUGUCUAUGUAACAGAAGUCAGUGUUGCUCAAUUUCUUCGCUGGCAACAUACGAACCACCAUCUUCAGCAGGUUUGUAUACAUGUACAGCUGUGUGUCAUGCAGUGCAUACAUAGAAAGAAACAGGAUGGCCACCCCAGGCUUUCAUUGCAUUUGAUGAGAGGAUGAACCUUCUUGUCCAAGUUUCUGAAGUGUGUUUCAGCAGUGCACUGGGAUGCACUCAGCCUCUGUAGCAUCCACUGUAGUGUGUAAGAGUUCUUUCACAGCUGCAAUGAGCUGGCAGCAAGUUGCCCCCCUUCACCAUCUCAGGAGUGAGGGGUAUUGGUUUAUCAGUUUCAAUGAGAUUUAGAGGUUGCUGUAUGUAUGAUCAAGGUGUCCCCUUCUCCAGGCUAUUUCAGAGCUACAGAAAGAAAAGGAUGAGUCUGGGAGCCUGGUACCCACUUGUGUAGGUGAAUGUUGGAAACAGCACUGUGCUGAAGAUCUCACAGCUGUAACAGAGAAGGCAAGACAGCACAGAGAGCCUUGCUGACUCACCCAGCAUCUCCUUGCUGCUUAUACCUGAGAGCGUCUCUGUGGGAUGCCCAGCUUUACACAUUGAUCUGAUCUUUCUUUUUUUUCCUUCUCGAUUCCCAACAUAAAAAGCCUUUCUCAGUGCUUUGUCUUUAAAGAAUAAAAGAAAUUCCCUCUCCUCACAACUCUGCUUCUUUUUCUAUGCAGGAUUCUGCUGGUUCUCUGAGACAUCAAGUGGGAGAUGGGAAGGGAAAGUCUGACAAAUGCUUUCUUUGCACAUAAAAGACCCCAAACUCUGAUUACAGCUGUAAGCUGCUGCUUUCUUUGGAAAUAUCACUUGGUGAUAGAAUCUGCUGCGAGGAAAACAAUUUAUGUGCGAUACAGCCUUUUGUUCAUGAGUUGUACUGCUGGGAGGGGGACAGGUGUGCCUGUGACUUCAGAUUCAGCGCACCAGUUGUACCACUUCCUUUCAUUUUGUUCAGACAGGAUGACAGGAGGAGAGGGCUCGGAUGGUUAUUACAAGUGAUCAGUAAAAAGAAUCCAAGACGGCAGCAGUUUCUGAGGGCCAGCAAUGAUGUGUGAGAGCUCCCUUCUGUGACCUUAAAGCUUCUUCCUGCCUUGUUUUGUUCAUGGUUUUUUCUUCCUUCUCCUUACUGUGAGGCUGUAAUCUUGAGACCCCCACCUCUUUCUACUUGUGCUGAUGGCUGGAAUAGCACUUAAAGAACGAAGCCCGUUGUGUUCUUUCUCUCGCUCUGUUGAAGGAUUGGGCAUUAGAGACAGCAGAAGGUUUAAAGUUGAUUGUCCACUAGCUCUCACUGGAAUGGCAGUGGUACAACCCUAGCAGGGAAUGACGGUCCUGGGACAACUGCUGCAGGGCACACUCAGUUCAUUUUGAGGCUUCAUGAUCGAAAAGUGUGAGUGUAAGAACCCCAGACCAACUGAACUGCUUUCCCAAAUGAGGCUGUAUGGUGUGUAAGAAGCACACCUGUAUCAUUACUGCAUGUCCAAGUUCAAAGGAAAGAAAGCUGCUCAAUAAUGUACCACCGGUCAGGGUUACUGCCAGAAGCUGUUACAAAGAAAGGAUGGAGUGUGGCGUUGCAGGAGGUGGCAAAUGUCACUGGAGCCUGGUGGAGAGUGCUGGGCUGGUCCUCCUCUGAUCUCACUGGGAUGUUCCUUCCUUUGCACGGUAGCACUCGGGUACAUUUUCUGUGCUGUGCAUCAUCUACUGUGCUGUUGGUGAAGGUUUGUGAAGAGCUCCGACGCCCAACAGCAUGGAGGAGGGCUGGAUUUCAGAGCUGUCCUGAGCUCGGUGCUGAACAGUUGCUUGUAACGUAGUUGCUGUUAUCUGCAUUUGCCAUCAGCUCUUGCUUUGCUGCAAUAGCUUGUCCCAGGGGCAUCCUAUUUCUGAAUUGUUUACCAUUACAAGGUACGCUGGCUCCUUGUCUCAGCUCUGACUCAUAGCACAGCUGCUAGAGCAAAACUGAAGUGCCUGGGUGUGUGGCCGCUGGCCUAUUUCCUACACUGUUAGCAGUUCCUUCUGCAAACCUUGCCUUGCCUUAGGGGCAGUUUCUCUGGAAGGCAUGUGUCUGUAGGUGUGAAGACAGUAAGAAUACAUUAAUCUUUGGUUCAUGCUCUCACAGCAGACUGGUGUUGCUUAUUUCUUCUCUUGUGCAGUUCCUUCUUUGUUUCCAAAAAGUUCUGCCAGGAUUAGUUUCCAAAAUGCACAGGCACUGAAAGGCAGAUCCUCUACAAACCUGAAGAAAGCCUCCUCAUGUUUAGAUGUGGAUUCAUGCAAGAUUGACUGCUGCUGUAAGAGAGCACAUCCCAGUUAGAAGGAAUCGCUGCAUCCUUUCAUGGCUGGCACGUGCAGCUGUGCAAAUUACUGCAAUGAAAACAGCAGAAAGGAAUAAAGAGUCAUCAGGUGUCAGCUUCUGUCUGCACGAAGGGGAAAGACUGCAGUGUGGAUUUAGCACCUUCUGUUGCAUACAGGAAAACAGGACCCUCCUUUGGAUGUUUGAGCCAUGAGCCCAACCACAGGUUGCUAGGAAGAGGAGUUCAGCUUUCAGGUGCCCUUACUUUCUCCAUGUGGAGUGGGUUGCUUUUGUCCUAUGCUUGUUUGGGACUGUCUGUUCCCUCUUCUGUGCUGUGGUAGCUCUGCUUCUCCUUGGGUGAGAUGCUCUUUGCACAUAGAGCUGAUCAGUGCUGAGUUUCAGCUUUUCCAAGUGCUCUUUCAUGCACUCAAUCCUAUUCUGACCUGUCUGCACGAUUUCCCCAGGGGAGGUUUAUAGCUCAGUUUAUGGGAGUAGCACUAAAAAUCUAGCCACAGAGAUGCGUUUUUCCUAAAUUGCCAGCUCUCAAUUAAGCUCUCCCAGGCUGCAGGGUCUAUUAACAUGCUGUCUGCAAGCCAAUACAGACCUGUUCCACCGGGAACUGGCUUGCUCUUAAUACUGGACCCACCUGGCUUUGGGUCAGGCAGUGCCAACUCUUGCCAUUUUUAGCACUGAGCUCUUGAGUGUUUUGUGCCCUGGGGAGCUGAAAGGGAGGGAUAAUUUGCGGGGCCUUGAUGCAUCCGUGCAAGUUUUGCUUGACUGGGUAAAAUUCAGCUCCAGUAAGGGCCGUUAGUCUUACAGCAUGAGGAUUGGUUUUACCUCCUUUUAUAGCAGCGUGUGGGAAGUCAGGCAUGCAGGCGUGUUGUUAGCACUCCAAGUUCACUACAGCUGUGGUUUUUGAGAGCUGUUGUCAACAACUGGCAUGGCGCUGGCACCUUGCCUGUCCCAAGUAUCAUUCCUCUUCGGAUAGACUUCACUGAUGGGUGUUUGUGCCCUUUCACCAGUUGAGUCCACCCUGCUAUGAUCUUACGCUCUGAAUGAGCUUUCCUGGAUGCUCCAGUAAUGAGUGCUGGAAACAAAACCCUAACUUGAUCCUCACCAUAACCCAGUUUCUGGUGGUGCGUGGACUCGCAGGAUAGUUGUGUAGAGUCUGAGUUCAAUGCUUUUGAUCCCAAGGGGAUCUUUAGGAUGCUAAGUGAAUGGUUCUGGCAAUCUAAACCUAUGGGGAGGAUGUGGAUUCAGAUUGUAGGUGUGAGAUCCAGCUACAAAAGUUUAAAUGAGUAGUAUUCCUGUCAGUCGUGUUCAGAACUGUGUGACUCCCAGAAAGGAAUAAGUGUUAUGCACAAGCUGCUCGUAACUGAAGUGAUCCCACCUGCCCUCAGUACUGUGAUAGCAUUCAUACCCUCUGAGAAGCAUCAAGAAGCACUGAGCAUCAGCAGCUCAACCACAUGCAGAGUGAGACAAGACACAGUCAAUGACGUAUCUUUCUGUUGAUGCUUAUAGCCUUUAUUUGGUCAGUGCUAGAAAGCAUAUACAAUGAAUUCCCUUUCCUCCCUCUAGUUUGCUUCUAACUUGUGGAGUUUUGCUUCAAUUUUUACUUCUUUUCUUGUAAAUUUUGCUCACAUGAGGGAUUUGUGGCAGUGGAGUGGCAGCUGCGUUGACUGAGUAAUCUGUAUCAGCAAAAGGACUUUCUUGUUACUGAAACUACAUCUACUGUUGUGGGUCUUCCAGUGUUGAGCAAGCUUUUUUUUUUUUUCUCCUGCUCAUCUGUUAUAAUUUCUUAGUGUAGAGAGCAAAAAUCUAGGGAAAAACUCAUUCUCAUUUUCCCAGCUUCAUACUUUCUUGGUCUUGUGUAAGUGAGAUCCAGCCUUGCGGGUACCAGAGUACCAAUAAAACGUAGGCUUUUGACUUUAGGAAAAUACAAGAAAUUUUAAUGCAACAGACAGGAGAGAGGUUCCAGCAUAGAUAUCUAACGUGUUAGUUUUAUUUAAAGAUGGUCUCACGGUGCCAGAGUAAGAAAUGUCAUUAAGAAAAAGAGAGAGAGAGAGAGAGAGAUCAAAUAAAUAAAUAAAUAAAUAAAUAAAAAUAGGAAUAACUUUCUGAUGACGAGCUUU
Tympanuchus pallidicinctus (lesser prairie-chicken) is the source of this 11828-nucleotide messenger RNA. It is a transcript of the gene CLCN6, whose product is annotated as chloride voltage-gated channel 6. Gene Ontology annotation, molecular function: voltage-gated chloride channel activity. Gene Ontology annotation, biological process: transmembrane transport; chloride transport. Bases 58 to 2664 code for a protein of 868 amino acids. Gene Ontology annotation, cellular component: intracellular membrane-bounded organelle; lysosomal membrane. The transcript is spliced from 23 exons. The record is from RefSeq and is a predicted model, not a curated record. Lineage: Eukaryota; Metazoa; Chordata; Aves; Galliformes; Phasianidae.